UCGGCAGUGAGGAAGAGGAAGGCGGUAGCUCACCCCCUUGUCUCCACCCUGAGUGAAAGGCGGCAAGCGCCUUCAAGGAUCAGCAGCAUGAGUCUCGCCUGCGGGCACGCCUUCGUCGUGAUCGCCUGAAGGCGAACCGCCAGUGCCGGCAGGUCGUCUCGUUUGACGUUCGCGCACCGACGCAGCAAGUACCUGGCCUGCUAAAGGACUGCCGAGAGCCUCUGUCGGCGACCACGCCACGCCGUAGCUAGGUAAACACCUAGCCUCCCGACGAGCUACAGCCAGCGCGCCGAGCAAGCCUCCGGUGGGAACAGCCAUGGCGUACUACACGAGCUACAUCCGGACGCCCUCGGGUGUGCUCAAGAUGUUCCAGAUCCUGGUAGGCCUUGUGAUCGUCAUCAGCCUGAUGAAGUACAACUACGAUAAGCAGGAGAUGGCCUACACUUUCCGCCUGGACACGGUGCUCAUGGCGAUGACCGCCUUCACUUUCCUCCUCGUCUCGGCGGUGCUCCUCCUGUGCGCACUGCUGGACGGCCCCAUGCACGGCUUCAGCGUCACCUACCGACUGCUGAACGUGUUCGCAGUGUUCUGCUACCUCCUCUCCACCACGGGCUACCUGGCAUCCGAGUUCCGCUACGGUGUCGACUGGCACUUCGGCCUCUCCACGGGACUGCUCUGCAUUGGCAACACGGUCGCGUACGGAGGCAACACCUUCCUCGCCUACAAGACGCUGCUCGAGUGAGCCCUGUCCAGCUACCGGUGGCGAAGACCAACGUGUAAGCCCGGUUCAUCCGAUCGGCUACACCUACCGCUACACCCUACAUCAACACCUCAUCGUGGAAGGCGACUAGUGCUGCAACGUGUUCACACAUCUGCAUCCCUUCUUUUUUUGCCCC
This is a messenger RNA of Dermacentor silvarum, 896 nucleotides long. RefSeq lists its product as uncharacterized. Gene Ontology annotation, cellular component: membrane. The record is from RefSeq and is a predicted model, not a curated record. NCBI's taxonomy places the organism in Eukaryota, Metazoa, Arthropoda, Arachnida, Ixodida, Ixodidae. The transcript has a single exon. Bases 317 to 742 code for a protein of 141 amino acids.